GGUGAGUCAAACCUGCGUCAGACUUCGUCGUGACUCGCCAUGUUAAUUUCUCCCCUACUAUGGGGAGCUCAUUUAUCCCACAACAGCAAUAAGCACGUGGAAGCCAAAGGGGUGGGCAGCGCUGCAGACCAGCUACUCUUACUGGGACAAACGGUUGCAAUAAGCCUCAUCCGGCACAAGUUAGCGUAAUUAAAGCAGCCAAACUUGUGGCAGGCGUGGAGCUCCUCCUGCGUCAGAUUGAAUUUACGCACCUUGCGCCCCGUUCGACUGGACGCGGAUCUGUGCGCGCUCGGAGAUGUUGUGUACAGACACAGCGGACGAAUGAAAGGAACGUGCACCACCUUUGGAUCCAUCGUGUCAAGCUGACUCGGACGUCACAACCCGCUCUGCGCAUCGCACACGAUUGAAGGAAAAAAAAGCACUACUUUAUUUCCCAGCUCCUCCGGAUCUUCUUCCAGUCAGACACCUCUUUCCUCGCCUCCUCCUCUACCUCCGAACCCGAAAGGAUCUUCGGGGCUGCAGCCAUGCCAAAGAACACCAAGGUGACGCAGCGGGAGCACAGCAACGAGCCGGUCACCGAGUCGGUGGCCGACCUGCUGUCCCUGGAGCACCCCAUGGACUAUAAGAGCAGUCAGAUGAGUAUGGGUCUGAGUCCCGGCUCCACUGCUCCAGUAAAGGCGCUGAUACCUUCCCCUGACCCGGACGCAGAGGACGGUCGACCGGCCUGGAACAACAAGCUGGAGUACAUCCUUGCCCAGGUGGGCUUCUCCGUGGGCCUGGGUAAUGUCUGGAGGUUUCCCUACCUGUGCCAGAAAAACGGAGGAGGUGCAUACCUGGUGCCCUACUUCAUUCUCCUCCUCCUCAUCGGCAUCCCCCUUUUCUUCCUGGAGCUGGCAGUGGGUCAGAGGAUCAGGCGUGGGAGCAUCGGGGUGUGGAACUAUGUCUACCCACAGCUUGGAGGCAUCGGGGUUUCCAGUCUGAUGGUUUGCGGUUUCGUGGGCCUCUACUAUAACGUGAUUAUCGGCUGGAGCAUCUUCUAUUUCUUCCAGUCUUUCCAGUAUCCACUGCCUUGGGCCGAAUGCCCCAUCCGCAUAAAUGGAACCCAAGCCAUCGUGGAGCCCGAGUGUGAGAAGAGCUCGGCCACCACCUACUUCUGGUACCGGCAGACUCUCAACAUCACCAGCAGCAUCGACGACACGGGCGGCCUGAACUGGAAGAUGGUCCUCUCCCUGCUGGUGGCUUGGGUCUUGGUCUGCCUGGCUGUCAUCAAGGGCAUCCAGUCCUCUGGGAAGGUGAUGUACUUCAGCUCUCUCUUCCCGUACGUGGUGCUUUUCUGUUUCCUGGUGAGAGGGCUGAUGCUAAAGGGCGCGGUGGACGGCAUCGCUCACAUGUUCACACCAAAGUUGGAAAAGAUGUUGGAGCCGCAGGUGUGGAGGGAAGCAGCCACGCAGGUCUUUUUUGCUCUGGGUCUGGGCUUUGGAGGCGUCAUUGCUUUCUCCAGCUACAACAAGCGAGACAAUAACUGCCACUUUGAUGCAGCACUGGUUUCCACCAUCAACUUCGUGACCUCCAUCUUGGCCACUUUAGUUGUCUUUGCUGUCCUUGGGUUCAAGGCGAAUGUCAUGAACGAGAAGUGUGUCGUAGAUAAUGCAGAGAAGAUUCUGGGCUUUUUAAACACAGGUGUGCUGAGCAACGCGCUCAUCCCUCCUCACAUCAACUUCUCCCACCUGUCCACCGUGGACUAUGCAGAGAUGUACUCUGUCAUUAAGACGGUGAAGGAGGACAGCUUUGGACAACUGGGCCUGGACGCAUGUCUGCUGGAGGACGAACUCAACAAGUCGGUGCAGGGCACCGGUCUGGCUUUCAUCGCCUUCACAGAGGCUAUGACACAUUUUCCUGCUAGUCCCUUCUGGUCCGUCAUGUUCUUCUUCAUGCUGAUUAACCUGGGUCUGGGAAGCAUGAUCGGCACCAUGACUGGGAUCACCACUCCCAUUCUGGACGCUUUCAAGAUCCGCAAAGAGAUCCUGUGUGUGGGUUGCUGCAUCAUAGCCUUCCUGCUAGGCUUGCUGUUUGUGCAGCGUUCAGGGAACUACUUUGUCACCAUGUUUGACGACUACUCCGCUGGUUUGCCUCUCACAGUGGUGGUGAUCUUGGAGAACAUCUCUGUGGCCUGGAUCUAUGGCACCAAGAGGUUCAUGCAGGACCUGGAGGACAUGCUUGGUUUCAGGCCAUACUCAUUCUAUUACUAUAUGUGGAGAUACGUGUCGCCGGCGGUGUUGGUGGUUCUUAUUAUCGCCACCGUCAUCGAGAUGGCCAUCAGUCCUGCGGGAUACAACGCCUGGGUGGAGGCCGAGGGCGCAGAGCGUUUCCACAGCUACCCUCCCUGGGCUCUGGCCAUGGCCUACUCCCUCAUCGUGGCGGCAAUGCUGCCUCUACCCGUCGUCUUCAUCGUCCGCCACUUCAACCUGAUCUCAGACGGCUCCAACAAGCUGUCCGUCUCCUACCGCAAAGGCAUGAUGAAGGAAAUCUCUAACCUGGAAGAGCAGGACGAGCAGCGCUUCAUUCUCAACAAGAACCCCAGCGAGGCUCCUUCCCCGAUGCCCGUCCAACGCGCCUACCUGGGGCCCGGCGGCACCCAGGAGAUGAUCAACACCAACUACGGCACCAGCACUAAGACGGGCUACCAGAACAUCGGCUCGCCCGAGUCUGAGCUAUGAUCCGUUGAGCACAUAGAUCCUCCCGUCUGUUGAACCCCAGCCCUGCUCGGGGAGAGGGAGACAGAGGAAGUGAGGGAGGAACAGAAGAAGUCAAAAGGGAGACUGCCGGUCGUUGCAGCGUUCUUCACACCUUAACCCACCAGAGCUGAGUCCCUCUUUCCUGCCUUUUUCUGCCCCAAUGCUCGUCACCUUCCAUUCUCCCAAAACGCCACCUGAAAUGAAGGGAUCGUAGGGAUCUCAGUUCCACCAGAUCUGACAACUCUUUCCAUCCUUCAAUUUAUUACAGGGGCAGAGACAGAGGGACUGACACAAGAACAGAGGGAGCGAUGAAAUGUUGACCGAGGGCUUCAGUAUGGGCUCCUUUGUCGUAAGCUAUGGGCGAGGUUAAGAUGUGUGCAGCGCUGAAAUGCUUUACGUGGUGCUGAACCGUGUGUUCACCAGUGUGGAGAAGGAUAUCGUUGAGACAGAUGCAUGUCUCUUGAUGUAGGAGUUCAUCAUCUCUCUGGUUGUAGAGGGUUGUUCUUUGAGGGGUUAGGAUGGAAGGAGACUGAGACGAGAGAAAUAGUUUCAUGAUCUGUAUCACCGUGUGGGAAAAGCUCUCAUUUAGAAAACAAAAUGAUCACAAAUGCAUCCAUAACAGUAAUUAAUACGUGAUUCUGAUAGUGUAAAACAGUGUUUCAAGCACAUCACAUCUUCAUUGUGCCUAUCAUGCAUCAGCAAUAAUAACCAGUCAAAGUCGGGUCCUCGUGAAACUGUUGAUCUCCUUCUAUCCCUACUGUUCCCAAUAAUGUAGAAUAUUAUACAUAUGUGUUGUGCAAUAGUCUGAGAUGUCACCGUAACUUGUGUGUAUACACCACAGUAGUGCAAAACGAGGGGAAACCUUCCACCUCAUCAUUUCGUCUCGGUUGAACACCGAAGCACAAAGUCCUGUUAUUGUUUGAGAGCAUCUCUGAGCCUUCACACAGAGCAGCAUGGUUCUUUAAAAACAACGUUCUCUGGAGCUGUUGCCAACAGCACCGCACAUGUCGGCUCAGUGCUGUUGCAGUUGAAGCGGGUCUAGACGAAACCUUUCCAUUUGAAUCAAUCCUUUUAAUCAAGCCAUUCCAUUUGAAUCAACGCCUUAGAAGCGCAGAGGUUGGUAGUGAAGAUGCAGCGGUAGGCAGGGAGUCUGUCUGUUGGUUUGCGAGGCGGAUUCAGAAAAGGUCUGUGUAUGCUUUCAGAUGUGCAUGUUCAAGUGUGUGUGUGUGUGUGUGUGUGUGUGUGUGUGUGUGCGCGCGCGCGCGCGCGUCAGAGUGUUGUCUGCCGCUGAAUGAGAUCUCCUGGCGACCCUGCAGCUUUAAAAAUAGAGCUGCGUUACCCAGGGGAAGCCGUGGCAACGCACCAUAGAUACAGAUCCUCUUCUGAUGUUGAGGAGGAGGAAGAGAGCGGACACCUUGUUUUGUCUACUCGACCUGCACGGCUGAUUCGUCUGCAAUGCACAGAUGAGAGGUUUUAUCGUUGAGGUCCUAGAAAACUAGAUCUCCAAUGUUACACUGCAUAAAAUAAAAAGCUUUAGUUCCGUGCCGCGCUUUGGAUUAAUCACACAUCAUCCCACCUGAGGAAGACUUUCCUCUAACUAGAGACAUAAUUUCAUAACCUUUAUAAUUUACACUUUGUUGUAUUUUUGUGAACUGAAGUGUGAAGAACUUUAAAUGUUUAAUUCUGUGUGUUUAGGGGUAUAAUGUGGAACAUGUGCUGUGACAUAAAGGUUUGGAAUGAAUGGUAAUACACAGAUUCGACCACUGGGCGUCUCUGCUGGCCAGCGGAGGAGCCAAUGACUCUGUCCAGUGGCCCCUCCCUGAGGCAACAACAAUACUUGAGGCUCAACAGAUGUAGUGUCAAGCACAGUCAGGCACGUUGUUUGGUGCCCGAACAGAUUCCCCGUGGUCGGUUUGCCUCAUGAUUUUGUCAGUUAGUUUUUCUAUGUGGUGAGUUUGGACCGAUGUCUCUGACUUGAGCACUUUAGUAACUUAGAGACCCUGGAGUAAUUUGUUAAGUACAGUUUUGAUAAAGGCUCUGUUGUUGCUCUCAAGAAUGCUGAACAGAAAAUGUAUUGAUUAGCAAUAUUUAUACAAAGAGAGAAAGAGGGCUGAACACCCACAAAUGGCACAAAUACACUUAUGUAUCACAAGCUACUUUGCAAAAAUCUCUUACCUUGUUUCUUGUGUGUCUGUUUGGCACAUCGGGUCAUUUUAGCAUUCAAAAAGUUGUAAUGUUUACUCUUAUGAUGUGAACUAAUUUAGCCUGUGUGUUCUUCAUUACUGCUUCUGGUUCUGUUGCCUCACAUUUUGUAAAUAAUUAGCAAAGAAGAAAAAGAGCUAGUCAUGCAUAUGAGUGUGUGGACAACAAACAAAACAAUAGAAAACCGACAUGACAAUUAGUUGCUCUCCAUCCUGAAUGUGUCAGGAUAAAUGAACAUUUAAGCAUGCCCCAGCUGGGUAUUAUCCUAUUUAGUGAGAAAAACUACUUUGUCAUCAUGUACAAGAAACCGGAUGUUUCUGGUCAAUUUGCUUAUGACAUAAAGGGUGAGUACAGUGAGUUCAUCUGUACUCACCUGCUUUGGCUUGGAGAUGAAGCACAGCUGUGGAAGCACAGGACAGUGAGCACAAUGGAGUUUUAAUCCCUGGGGGAACAAGCUCCAGUCAAUGAGUUAAAAUGAACCCUGCAGGGAUGACCUUGAUGGCGGGUCAUAUUCCUUCAUCCUCCUGGGGGUUUACCAGUGUAUCUGCACACUUAAAUGCAUUCCAAUCUUCACAAUAAACUAAACUGAAAAAAAUUAACCUCCGCACAAAAUGAAAUAAGAGCGUUAUAUUGUAUAUUGUCUCUCAGAAGCAGGAUCCUUUUUAAAAUUAUUCUCCAGGCCUCAAAACACUGUACUCUGUACUCGGCAGAUAUUUGAUUUUAUUAUUGAAAACAAAGACUCCAGGGUCUCGUUGUCUUGUCCAAGUGUCAGCAGUGUUGCAUUACUUUAAUGCAAUUUGUAGAGGUUUUCUCAGUUGAAUGACUGUGAUGAAAACAAUAGUGUAUUUAUUGAACCGUGCAAAUAGUCUUUCUGUGACCAAACCCAUAGUUAUAUUUAUAGUAUUUAAGACAAUGUAUGUAAUCUGUACAUAUUGAUGUACAUUCUGAUGAAUUCACACAGAGUAUCUACAGUAAGAGUGACAAGGUGUAUUCUUGAGCUGUAAAUAACAAUUGUAUAUUUUGAGAUAUUUUUUGAUUUUUGUAAUGUUGCUUUGGUGUCUGUAAGUUAUUGUGUGGUUGUUCUCAAACAAAUUAGCUGAGUGACUGUGCUUGUGUGUGAGUGUGUGUGUGUGUGUGUGUGUGUGUAUAGGUGUGUGUUUAUGUGUUUGUGAGUGAGAGAGUAUAUAUAGGUUUUUGGUGUUUAAAUGUAUUAUUUUUCCCUCUCUUAAUGUUGUGAGCUAAUUCAGAAGGAUAAAUCCUGUUGUUGGAGUAAACUGGGACCACUGAUGUAAACAAUCUCUUCUCUGUGUUUCUCAUUGGAACUGCAGCAGCUUCCAGCACAAAACUGAAAACACAAUCAGAAGGAAAUGUCUGACGAGAAAGACACACAAGUUUUGGGGUUUAUGAGUGUGGAACAUGAUGAAAUACUAUUAAAGAGUUUUAUCAAACAGA
Pungitius pungitius (ninespine stickleback) is the source of this 6389-nucleotide messenger RNA. RefSeq names its product solute carrier family 6 member 17 (gene slc6a17). Gene Ontology annotation, cellular component: plasma membrane; synaptic vesicle. Gene Ontology annotation, biological process: glycine transport; proline transport; sodium ion transmembrane transport. The record is from RefSeq and is a predicted model, not a curated record. Lineage: Eukaryota; Metazoa; Chordata; Actinopteri; Perciformes; Gasterosteidae. Bases 525 to 2717 code for a protein of 730 amino acids. The transcript has 12 exons.